This is a messenger RNA of Spirometra erinaceieuropaei, 1302 nucleotides long. NCBI's taxonomy places the organism in Eukaryota, Metazoa, Platyhelminthes, Cestoda, Diphyllobothriidea, Diphyllobothriidae. The record is from the annotation of a GenBank genome assembly.
AUGUCGGAUUCGAAGGUGCCUUACAUGAUUGUAUUUACCAGUUAUUUUCCAUCAAAAGGCAGCACGCCAACAUGGAGUUUUCCGGUUUUUCCAAAAUCCUCCACCAGACAUCGACGUUGAGGCAGUUAACGCGAUUGACGAUUUAUAUGCACUCUGUGACGACCCAAUGACUGUGCCAGUCAAAUUAGUUGAUGCGGACUUAAAGUUUUCGGACAUACCUGGACUUCGUGACUACUUCAUUGAAAAUUCUGGCUUUAUGGUGAUUGGUGUGAUCGGAACACAGGUAUUUGCCCCUUCCGUCAGCUUACCCUGUAUGCUAAGGGAUCGGGAAAGUCUUCCAUUCUCAACCUUAUGGCUAACCGUCUUGACCAGCCUAGUGGUCCUCUGGAUGGUCCUUUUCCCGUCGAGACAGUUCAGUCCUUAGUGAACAAUAAUCCGGCCACGACUGGAAUCGAUAUGUACAUAACUCAGGACAGAGUGAUACUAUUGGACACACAGGUUUUGAUUUCUGUGGCUAGAUUUAUCAUUUUAGCCGCUUCUGUCAUGGUCUGUUACAGAUAUCUACGCCCAGACUGCCAACGAAAACAGUGGUGGCAAGCUAGAAGAAGUAACUCGGAGUGAUCGGUCGAUGACCGUCUGUGCUGGUCCUGGCAAAUGGUCUUCCGAUUUCUUCUCAGAAAUGUCUGCAAUUCAGGUUAGCAAGUAAUACGAACCUUCCCCUCAUGCUGUUCUUUAAAAACUGGUUUAAAUGUCCAGCAAUAGGCUCUUCAGUCCGAGAUAGUCCUUCGCUUUGGUUUCUGCUUUGUCGGCGAGUCCGUACUCCCCUUCAGUGGACUGGCUCCAUCGCUGUUUUUGGUAGGAGGAUCGUUAACUUCUUGGGUUGUGGGCGAAUUUGUGGGCUUCAUGGGUCCGUGUUUCUGCCCGCCCGAACCCUAGUAGAUUAAAUCAAAGCUAAGGCAAUACAUUUUGUGUUUACUAAUGCGUUUACCUAAUCAGGUCAAUGGUUUCACUCCCCUUGUUGAUUUUACCCUGUUCACAAAGGGUUCGAUUUCAAUAGCUUCUUCAUACUCUCUUUUCAGGUGAUUUCGUUUCUGUUUAGCGUCUGUCAUGUGGUUAUCGCUGUUGAAGACAACCUUUCAUCGCCUGAAUUGCAUCGCCUUAUCGAUCGGGCGGUGUCUUUGAAACCGCUUCUCCAUGUCGAAGAUGUCCUUCUUAACCCACAGAUCACUGGCUAUUGCCCAUCCCGUCCUCAGGCAGCCAAACUGGCUUCUAGCAAUCUUCAGCCGCAGUCCAGUAAAGCCC